Molecule: messenger RNA, 2192 nt
Organism: Apis laboriosa (Himalayan honeybee)
Lineage: Eukaryota; Metazoa; Arthropoda; Insecta; Hymenoptera; Apidae
Product: cGMP-dependent protein kinase, isozyme 1-like
Exons: 11
Coding region: 221-2143 (640 amino acids)
Biological process (GO): protein phosphorylation
Molecular function (GO): ATP binding; cGMP-dependent protein kinase activity
Source: RefSeq, a predicted model, not a curated record
AAGAUCAAUCAAUUUAGUCACUUUUGCUAUUCUCUAAAUCAGUCAAUAUUUUACGUGUUUAUUCGAUCUACAAAUCUUCUUUAUUCUCGAAAGUUUAAUAUAAAUAUUUUCUUUAAAAAUUAAAGUCUAUUCCAAAAGAUAUUUAAAUUAUAUCCAUUACAUUGAAUAAACUACGUUAAAAAAUUUGGUUAAACGUGAAUUUUAGCAAAGAAAUUUAGCAAUGCAUUUUCUAUGCUUAGGGUGUAGUAAACGUAAUCUCAUCGAAUUACAUCGACGUGAUUCUAAUACGUAUUAUCGACAAUUGUCCUAUGAAAGAAAAAAUAGUGUAAUUGGUGAGGUGAACGUGUCCUCCGACAUAUCGAUCAAAGUUUUCGAGAAAGAUGAAAAAACGAAGAACCUGAUCAAAAACGCGAUUUUAAACAACGAAUUUCUCAAAAACUUGAAUGAAUCGCGGAUAGAAAAACUCAUUUCAGUAAUGUAUUCAACAAAGGUGAAAGCUAAUACACGAAUUAUUCACGAAGGUGAAACCGGAUCCCAUUUAUAUAUUUCGGAAGAGGGAACAUUUAAAAUUUACGUGAACAAUACAUAUUACGGAAAUUUUGGCUCUGGUGUCGCUUUCGGGGAAUUGGCUUUAUUAUAUAACACAAAAAGAUUGUGUUCUAUCGAUGCAUGUACGGAUGGAAAACUCUGGAUGAUGAAUAGGCAAAUAUUUCAAACAAUAAUGUUAAAAAAUGACGAGGAAACCAUGGAGCAUAAUUUGAACAUUGUUCGUCAAAUUGAAAUAUUCAAGGAUUUGUCAGACGAAGUUCUUCUAAAAAUAUGUGACUUGAUAAUGGUGGAAUUUUAUCCUGCGAAUUCAUACAUAAUUCGAGAGGGAGAUCAAGGAAAUAAAUUUUAUAUUAUACAAGGUGGCCAUGUAAAAAUUACGAAAAAUAAAUCAAAUGAUAGGGAAGAGGAAUUAAUGAUUCUCGAGAAGGGUGACUAUUUUGGUGAAAAAGCGUUAUAUGGCAAUAGUGAAUCUUGUCGACAAGCGAACGCUAUUGCAAUGCCUCCUGGAGUAGAGUGUUAUACUAUCGAGAAAGCAGCAUUUCUAGAUUAUCUCGGCGGAAUGGAAUCAAUUAAAAAUAAGAAAUGGCAUGCAUAUGAGAAAUUGAUUGUGCCAGAUAAUUGGAAUAAGCAAUUUGCGAACUUAACUUUGUCCGAUUUGGAAUCUGAAGGAACAAUUGGAGUUGGUGGCUAUGGUAGAGUAGAAUUGGUCGUUGUGAAAUCAUCGACGCUUAAACUUAGCUUCGCUAGAAAAAAAGUAAAAAAGCAUAUGAUCACACAAGGUGGCUUUCAAACAAUGAUUUAUAAUGAAAAAAAUAAUCUAAAAAUAUGUGAUUCACCAUUUAUCUGCAAAUUAUACAAAACUUUUAAAGAUAAGAAAUAUCUUUACUUUUUAAUGGAGGUGGGCUUAGGCGGAGAUUUAAGGACAGCUUUAUACAGACAUGGUCAGUACAAUAAUUCGACGAGUCGAUUUAUUAUCGCUUGCAUCGUAGAAGGUCUUUAUUAUCUCCAUUCACUGGGUAUCAUUUAUAGAGAUUUAAAACCUGAAAACAUUGUAAUCAAUAGCUUAGGCUAUGUUAAACUUACUGACUUUGGAUCUACUAAAAAAAUAGGUUCUUAUAAAACAAAGACUUUUAUAGGUACAUUAGAAUAUUUGGCUCCAGAAAUCAUUCAAAGUAAACAUUAUAAUCAAGCUGUAGAUUACUGGGCACUUGGAAUUGUGACAUACGAAAUAUUAGUAAAUAAAACACCUUUUCAAGCUACAAAUGAUUUGGAAAUAUGUAACAACAUUCUUUGUGGUUUUAAUGAUAAAUAUUUUCCAUCUAUUUUUAUAAAAAGUACAGGAAAGGAUUUUAUUAAAUCUUUAUUGCAAAGUAAUCCACUUAACAGACUUGGUUGUCUACGAAAUGGUGUUGCCGAUAUUCGUAAUCAUAAGUGGUUUAAUUUCUUUAAUUGGCAAGACUUACAGAAUCAGAAAAUGUCUUCUCCUAUUGUACCAACAAUAAGAAAUCAUCUCGACAGAAGAAAUUUUGAUAAUUAUCCUCCUGAUCACAAAGAAGUACUAACCGAUUUUUCCGAUUGGGAUUCGAAUUUCUAAAAAAUUUUGUUAAUUUAUCUUAUUAUUAUAUUAAAUAAUUAAUUAUAAA